AUGCUUUUCGGGAAUGACACGAUGCAUGAAAACAAUACGAUGCCUCGGCUGCAGGUUUGGGUGAUCAUCAACCCGACGAGUGGCCAUGGGCGGGGUAAAGUGCUGCUGCAUAGCAUUCAGAAAGCGCUGUGGAGGGAAUUUCGCGACUGCGUUACUCGCGUCCAUGCCGCUAGUAAAUUUAUGUCAGGCAGUGACGCUGAAGAUUCGGUUAUGCGGAACGGUGACACUCUACAGGGAAGCCCAUUAAGUGCAGCACGGCCACCGGAGUUCUCCGAUGGACAACCGGAACAGGCGGGGUCCAACACAGACGAAGAAUCGAUGCGUUAUAAUCGUGGCGGCGGGGUGCAGGUGGAUAUUAUUGUCACGGAGCAUAACACACGUGGACAGGAGAUUGCCGAACAUCUCACGAAGACAGCGGUAGCCUCUCGUCUACGCCGUUGUCUUGAAAAAAAAACAGCAGCAGAUGCAUCGACGUUAGCGGUCAUAAAUAAUGAAAAAAAACAAUUGGAUUUACUUCAUGUCUUUGUAGCCGUUGGAGGGGAUGGCUCCCUAAAUGACGUUGUGAAUGGUCUCUGUCGUGGCACCCUGGGGGCGUUUCGAGAAAUUAUACCAACUUGUGUGAAAACUGAUACGACCUUCACAGGCGAGCUGGACUCAGUGCGGUAUUACUGGCAAUCCCUUGAAGACAGAUCCAUACUGCGGCACUUUCUUCCACCUCUAAUUUAUAUUUUGGCUGGUACGGGCACGGACUUUGCUAGAUUGAAUUUAUGCUGCCGCGAUGAGCAAGAGUUCGUGAAUCUCUUGCGCGGCCUCUGGGGACAGCCUACACCGUGUUCAUCACCGGCAUUGUCGGAGAACGUAGUAAAUGGUGCAUAUCGCAGCACCACCACCAGUAACUGUAAUAAUCAUGGGUCUAAUAGUACCCGUGGGCGAUAUAGCAGAAUAAACGAAAAUAAUGCUUUGACUUCACUUGGAUUUGACGUUUAUGAUGUGGAUGUGGGACGUGUCUCGUUUCCUCGCAGCGGAAGAAGUUAUUUUUUCAUAAAUGAAUGCUCAUGUGGACUCUCUUGUGACGUCAUAGAGAAGUGUGAAAAUUAUAAAAGAAGCAAAAUUCUUUCCCUGGCAGGAGGCAGGAUCAUGUUUGCCGUGGCGUCCAUAGUCUCUGUGUUUCAGAUAAGACCCAAGCCUUUUCGUUUUGUUCCCCUUCCCGAAGUUGCUUCACUGCCUUCCAACAGACUCAACCCGCGCCGCAUCGCCAAUGAAAUGCUACACCCGCACAUCCUAAUGAAUGACGCGGCGAUUCAAGGGGUGCAGCGUGAUCUUCAAUGGGUGAAAACGUCUGUAGGGGUGGAGGCACUUCCAGCAAUGGAGCCACUUCGUUUUGGAGCAAACUACUACGCCUAUGACGCUAAGAUGUUGCUUGUCGCCCCCGAUCAUGCUGCUCCUGCCAAUACUGGGGAAGCUGUCAUCAAUCCAUUUUAUUCCGAUCAAUGUUGUAGGGACGCUAAGACGCCAGAGGAAAUUAUUGCCGCCAUAAAUGACACAGACGUGCCUGGCCGAUGGAUUUGCUUGAAAUCAUCAGUUUUGGCCUUUGCCAACGGGCGGUGGUUUGGCGGGGGUUUGCAGGUGGCACCGCAUGCCAAUCCCACAGACGGUCAGCUGAGCGUAACAAGUUGGUUUGCGGGGUUUGGCAAAUUUGUCUCGCACAUCCCCUCAUUGUAUUCAGGUAACCACACGCACUGGCCGUUUACGACGAUAUGGAACGCAACACGCACCAUCAUAGACGUGGACACGCGCUCAUAUCACCAUUCCGCCGCGAACAAUUCAGCUUCACGCACUGAAUUAUUGAUGGCAAGCUGUGAGACAGACGGCGAAAUACGGGAGCGACUUCCGGCUGUUAUUGAGAUGUGUUCUGUUGUGACCAUGCUUGUACCUAAAGGCAGGGCCACGCGCACAAUGUGUAACAAGAAUUAUGGCACAGGUGUGAACGGGAGGGCUCGUUGA
This is a messenger RNA of Trypanosoma cruzi, 2004 nucleotides long. RefSeq lists its product as uncharacterized. Bases 1 to 2004 code for a protein of 667 amino acids. NCBI's taxonomy places the organism in Eukaryota, Euglenozoa, Kinetoplastea, Trypanosomatida, Trypanosomatidae. Gene Ontology annotation, biological process: protein insertion into mitochondrial inner membrane. The record is from RefSeq and is a predicted model, not a curated record. Gene Ontology annotation, cellular component: TIM22 mitochondrial import inner membrane insertion complex. The transcript has a single exon.